Molecule: messenger RNA, 2325 nt
Organism: Drosophila ficusphila
Lineage: Eukaryota; Metazoa; Arthropoda; Insecta; Diptera; Drosophilidae
Exons: 3
Coding region: 1-2325 (774 amino acids)
Molecular function (GO): nucleic acid binding; zinc ion binding
Source: RefSeq, a predicted model, not a curated record
AUGCUCGAAUCCAAUCCACCGGCACUGCCGCAGUCAAAGCUCCCAAGGCUGCCGCUGCCAACUUUUGAUGGUACUCACACGGAGUAUAAAAACUUCAUGACUUCGUUUAUGCAGCUUACUAAACGUGAGAAUUUAUCAUCAAUUGAGAAAUUCAACCAUCUUCUCAACUGUUUGAAGGGCCCAGCCCUGGAAGCACCUGUUAACUCUUCGAAUGCACAACAAUUGCGAAGCUUGAUCGAUAAUUCAUCCGCCCUAUUCAGCUCUCUGUCGUCGCUGGGCUCAGAUGCACAAAUUUCGGAGGCAAUGCUGAUCUACCUGGCUAUGGACAAGUGCGAUCAACAAACUCGGAAUAAAUGGAAUGAAUCCCAGGACUACUAUUCGUUGCCAUCCUGGACCCAGUGCGCUAGUGUGCUCGAACGCCACUGCCAAUUUCUAGUAUCCAGUGGAUCUUCCUCAACUAAACUUCGAAGGCCUGUCCAGACUAAACCAAUAUCGGGUGCAAUCAACAACGCUCACAACGUAUCAUUUGCACUCACCAAGACCACAUGCGUCUUUUGCUCCAGCGCUGGACACAGACUCAUGGUAUGCGACCAGUUUCGGAAUUUGGAUUCACUGCAACGCCUAGAAGUGGUGAAAAAACAUGGCCUUUGCGUCAAUUGUCUUGGCAAGGGACAUAAGGUGUCAAAUUGCCCGUCGAAAAAUCGCUGUCGAAGUUGCAAUCAGCCGCAUCAUACGCUCUUGCAUCACCACAACUCUUCGAAGUCGUUAUCAUUACCUUCGACAAGCUCGUCCCAGCCCAGCGGAACAGCAGCUUAUUCUCAACCACAAUUGAGCGCAGCACCAAACUACGUGAAUGUGCAGCCGUAUCCCAUCGGAGCUGCAACCCAUGCGCACGCUCAAUCAGAUGCAAGAGGGGGAUCACAAGUCAUCCUAGCCACAGCAAUGGUGCAAGUUCAGGACUCAAUUGGCUCCUUCAGACUCGGGAGAGCGCUUCUCGACUCCUGCUCUCAGGUCAAUUUUAUAACCGAGGCUUUUGCUCAUAAAUUCAGAUUGCCGAGGGACAAACAUAGUGUUCAAAUUCGCAGUAUCGGCGACUCGAACACGUACAUCAAACACCGUACAUCAACAACAAUCAAAUCUCGUCUUUCGCCUUUCGAAUUGUCUCUCGAUCUCUGCAUAACGCCUAAUAUUGCAUAUCAACCGGAUACCCAAAUUGACAUCUCGAACUGGAACCUUCAGCCCAACGCGCCGUUAGCGGACGAACAAUUUCAUCUUUCCCGAAACGUCGACAUGCUGCUAGGUGCAGAGGCAUUCUACGAUAUUCUAGCAGUGGGCCAAGUCAAACUGGGCUCCAAUUUGCCGACUCUCCAAAAGACACUAUUCGGUUGGGUAGUAGCGGGAAGCCAUCGCCCAAAACAAUCAAAGGAGUCCUACGCAUAUCUGGCUCAAAGCUCUGCAGCCAUUGAUGCAAAUCUCAAGCGUCUGUGGGAAGUGGAAACUAUCAGCGCCUCGGCUGAUCAACUGAAGCCAGAACACCAGUUAUGUGAGACACACUUCAAGCAGUCAAAUCGCUUAGAAGCAAACGGAAGGAUCGUCGUUAAGUUACCAUUCAAGGAUGCCCCUACUCAGCUUGGCAAUUCGGUUGACAUUGCUCUUCGAAGAUUUCUCAACGUCAAACGGCGACUUGUACGUUCACCGGAAGUCUACGCCCAAUAUAGGACGUUUAUGAACGAAUAUGAACAAAUGGGUCACAUGGAGCUAGUGGCAAAUCCCAAUUUAUCGGCUCCUCACUACUACAUUCCUCACCACUGUGUGAUAAAGCCAGCCAGUGAAUCUACAAAGCUUCGAGUUGUAUGCGUCCUGCAAAACGUCAAACUUUCAAGAUAUGCCCUGACAGCCGACAUAGCGAAGAUGUACAGGCAAGUAAAUGUUGAUAUUAGUGACCGCAAAUUUCAGUACAUUCUCUGGCGAGAUUUUCCAGGCGAUCAACUACGCACAUAUCAGCUUAAUACGAUCACUUACGGAACGGCUUCCGCACCAUAUCUCGCUGUAUGUAGCCUACACCAUUUAGCGGAUCUUCAUGGCGCUGAAUUUCCCAUUGGUGCUGCCGUUAUAAGGACUUCAUUCUAUGUCGACGAUUUAAUAACUGGUGCAGACGAAAUAUCGACUCUGUCAGUCAUAAAGGAUCAAGUUACCAAAUUACUAGAACGCGGUCAGUUUCCGCUUACCAAAUGGCACUCAAAUCACAUGGACUUCGUCGAGAGUCGCAACAACAAGGAUCUCAAUCCAUGCAUAAACGCUAUGACUAGUACACUUGGAGUAUAG